AGGUAAUUACGGAACUCUGAAGACUCGGGAUAGACUAGGAGCCAGAGUGGGGGCGGCGGGUUGCUAGGUCGCGUGGAGAGGGCAGGGACUUGCGAGUGGGCGCUUGCCCGGUGGGCCUUGCUUUCCUCAUGUGGCUGCGCCGUCUCCACCGGCGGCCCGCGAGGUGCCGUGUGAGCCGGCUGGGCCUAGCGCCGGCGGCGGGGCGUGCGUGUCUGGGCCUUGGUCUGGGUUGUCGGUGAACACCUCUCCUGGGAGCACCCUGGGUCGCGUCCCCAGUCGGCGUCCCGGGGCUGGCAUUAAUAAAUUCUGGUAACGCGUUUGCCUCAUUCCAGCUUAUCCCAGUAGCCAAUUCUAUUACAUUUUCAUUUAUGGAUCGUUUUCAUUGACUUGACUGAACCCCUGUCAUGUUUAGCCCUAGUGAUCCAUGUUUCGCAUCUUCUGUGUUUAGGUCGCAUACGUAGUUAACCUUAACUCUAAAAGCCUCUACUAUUUGCAACUUCCAAACAUGGGUUUGCAGUUCCUGCCCCUAGCGAGCUGCAGGCCCUACAGUACAAACAGCACUGUGCCAGCUGUUUGACCUGCUCUAAAUGCAAGACUUUUUUGAUACAUUGUAGCCACUUAACUCGCCCCCCCGCCCCCCGGAAGAAUAAUUUGGGGAAAGGUAUUAAUAGAAACAGUAACUGAGCCCCGGCAAGCCGUUGGUGAGUUUGCCCAGUGGUUAAAAGCACUCUUUCAGAGGGAUCUAGGUUCGAUCCAAGCACCCACAAGAUGGAUCACAACAAAUUAUAAUAUCAGAUUCAGGGGACUGGAUACCUGCUUGCUGAUAGCCACUUGCACCAGCAACUUGAACUGUCCCUAUAUGUAUAUGAAGGCAAAAAAGAUCCAUACAUGUGAAAAUGAGCUACCUUUUCUGUUAAUUGUGCUCUGUAUUUAAACUGCCUUUUGUUUAUUUAUUUUUCCUGUUCUCUGUGUAGUCUUGACUGUCUUGGAACUCACUCCUUAGAGCAGGCUGACCUCAAAUUUAAAGAGUUCUGCCUGCCUCUGCUUUCUGAGUGCUGGGAUUAAAGGUGUGGGCUAGCCGGGUUUAGACUGGUUAUUUUAGUUGAGUCCUACCUUGUUCAUGACUGGCCCAGUCAGACUCAGUCUGGAAAUAGACCAGUUCCAGAAAGAAGUGAUUAUCGGUAAUACAGCAGAUUGGAACUAAUGUCUUUGAGGGUUUUUCUGUCAGAUUUCCCUUGUUUUCUCUGUAAGUCUGAAAUUACUGCAGGAACUCUAGCCAGCUUGAAUGUGGUGGACAAGGCUCUCCUUCCCAAGUCCCCGUGUCUUGUUAAAAACCGUUAGAUCACAUUCCUCAAGCUAGCCCCCAAGAUCUGUUCCCUGAUCUAACCUGCAGAGAUCCAGCUAUCAAAGCAUUGAAGUCCAACAAUCCAAAACCUCUCUGGGGUCAACUAAUUGACAUGCCCAAUUUAAAUUAAAUACCUCAGCCUAACCCCUCUACCCGCUACGCUAAUAUUUUCCUAUAUGUAUGUCUUCUCUCUAUCCAGAGACAGUCCUUUGUUCCCUUGGGACAAAUACCCCUUUACCCUCUCCCUUGUUCCCUUCCCCUUCUCCCUCAUCCUAGUGUCCUGUCUUUGUCUCCUGUUUCUUGCCCUUUGUCCUUCUGGGGCAAAUAAGUCUCCUUUGUGCAGAGAACACGCUCUUGGAGUGUCUUGAGCCAACUUUGAGGUUCCCUACAAUUACGAGCAAGGGAGGCCGAUGGAGCACUAAGGAUUUCAGAAAACUCUCAGGCUUGUUAACACUUUUUCUUACACCUCCCAAGUAAACAUGGGAGAAGACAGUUGAAUGCUUACCUCAGCACAAACUUUGAAGACAUUUUUUAAAAUGUUUUUUUUAAAAAGAUAGCACACAUGGGCAGGGGAGUGGAUUCAAACAAGCCUUUGCCUAUCGUGCCAUGUUAGUAAAUGCCAGUGAACAGAAAGGAAAGAAAGUGUGGGGCAUCCUUUUUUAGGAAAAGCUUCAAUGAUUAAAGAAUUGAUAACUUAGUAAGCGAGACCCAGAAUUAACUGUUUUUAAUCUAUCUUUGAGCCUAACUCAGUAGUGGCUUAAGCCAGGCAAAGUUCAAUACUUCCUCCUUGAAAAUUUAUCCUGUGGGUGCUCUGAAUCACUUUACAAGGGGAGGCUCUUUCUAGAUCAGAGCUUCUGUGAUGGGUGGUCGAGCUUGGUGUCUAGAGGCUACAUGGUAAUAUUUCCUUUACACCAGAAUAUGCUCAGAAGAAAAAAGUAUACAAACAUAACUUCUAAUGAUAUGAAAGGUCAUUUCUAACCAAUCUGUGCAAGUUAGCAGAUUUUGUUGACAAAGCUGGGGACCAGAUUUGACUUGUGGAGUGCAGACACAAAGUAUGAAGUGAAGAUGAAGGCCUAUGCUACAUUCGGGUCCAGUUACCUCUUGGGCACACAGCAUCUACUAGUGCUGCCUUGAUGCAGAUAAUGACAGACAGCUUGGUGGCCCCAAGAAUAAGGGGUAGAGGAAUAUUCUUUAUGUGAUGUCAAAAUAACUUGACUCCUCUUCGGAUCUAAGAUAAUCUAAAGUUACCUUCCUGUAGUGGCUAUUCCUGGUUGUCAACUUGACAAUAUUUGGAAUGAACUACAAUCCGGAAUUGGAAGGCUCACCAGUGACCCUUAUCUGGAGGCUUGGAGAUCCUUAUCUGGAUCUUGGUUUGAAGAUCUUGAGCCAUAGUGGCUAUGGAUUCCAGAAGAUUGAAUCUCCGAGUUAAGGAACACACCUUUAAUCUGGGCUAUGCCUUUCAUCUGGGAUUAAAGGUGUGGUGGAACACACCUUUAGGAUUAAAGGUGUGGUGGAACACACCUUUAAUCUGGGCUACACCUUUUGCUGGAGACAAUAUAAGGACAUUGGAAGAAGGGAGUCUAGCUCUUGCUCUUGCUCCUUCGCCUGCUUGCUGCGUGAGACUGAGUAACUGCUAGAUCCUUGGACUUCCAUUCACAGCUGCGACUGAACCAUUGUUGGGAAUUGGGCUGCCGACUGCAAUAUCCUGAGCUAUCUGCAUAGAUCCCUCUUGUGUGGGAGCACCGGGAUUGAAUUCAGGUGACGUGUAGAGACAGAAAAAGAAAACUGUCGAGGAACUCAAACCACUGAGCACGUGUCACUUGAAUGAACCUGAAGAAUCUGGGGCAGCUGACAGCAGAAAAUGAAAAGUAGUGUGGCACACAUGAAGUCCUCUGGUCACAACAGAAGGGAGACCCACAGUUCAUACCGCCGGAGCUCCUCCCCAGAAGACAGAUACACAGAGCAAGAGCGGUCCCCCCGGGAUAGAGGUUACUCUGAUUACAGCCGGUCAGACUAUGAGCGAUCUAGAAGAGGAUACUCUUACGAUGACAGCAUGGAAUCACGAAGUAGGGACCGAGAAAAACGCAGAGAGAGAGAGAGAGAUGCAGAUCAUCGGAAACGGUCCCGGAAAUCGCCAUCCCCUGACAGGAGUCCAGCCCGAGGCGGAGGGCAGAGUUCUCCUCAGGAGGAACCGACAUGGAAGAAGAAGAAGGAUGAGCUGGACCCGCUGCUCACCCGCACUGGGGGAGCGUAUAUCCCUCCUGCGAAGCUCAGGAUGAUGCAGGAGCAGAUCACAGAUAAAAGCAGCUUAGCAUAUCAGAGGAUGAGCUGGGAGGCUCUGAAGAAAUCCAUCAAUGGUCUCAUCAACAAGGUCAACAUCUCUAAUAUAAGCAUUAUUAUCCAAGAGCUCCUUCAAGAGAACAUUGUCAGAGGGAGAGGAUUGCUGUCCAGAUCUGUUCUGCAAGCCCAGAGUGCGUCUCCAAUCUUCACUCACGUUUAUGCAGCUUUGGUGGCAAUAAUCAACUCAAAAUUCCCACAGAUUGGAGAAUUGAUCCUCAAGAGACUAAUUCUUAAUUUUCGGAAAGGCUAUCGAAGGAACGAUAAGCAACUUUGCCUGACUGCUUCAAAAUUUGUGGCACAUCUUAUUAACCAAAAUGUGGCACAUGAGGUUCUGUGCCUGGAGAUGCUCACUUUGCUACUAGAGAGACCAACAGAUGACAGUGUUGAAGUAGCUAUCGGCUUCCUCAAAGAGUGUGGUCUCAAAUUAACCCAGGUGUCACCAAGGGGAAUUAAUGCAAUCUUUGAACGCCUUCGAAACAUUCUACACGAGUCUGAGAUCGACAAAAGAGUUCAGUACAUGAUUGAAGUGAUGUUUGCUGUACGGAAGGAUGGAUUCAAGGACCACCCUGUUAUUCUGGAAGGACUUGAUUUAGUGGAAGAGGACGAUCAGUUUACACAUAUGCUCCCCUUAGAGGAUGACUACAAUCCAGAAGAUGUUCUUAAUGUUUUCAAGAUGGAUCCUAAUUUUAUGGAGAAUGAAGAGAAGUACAAGGCUAUUAAAAAAGAAAUCCUUGACGAAGGAGACAGUGAUUCAAACACAGACCAAGGAGCUGGAAGUAGUGAAGAUGAGGAGGAGGAAGACGAGGAGGAGGAAGGAGAAGACGAGGAAGGAGGGCAAAAAGUAACUAUUCAUGACAAAACAGAAAUCAACCUAGUCUCGUUUCGCCGUACAAUCUAUCUUGCCAUUCAGUCAAGUUUAGAUUUUGAAGAAUGUGCACACAAGUUGCUGAAAAUGGAGUUUGCAGAGAGCCAAACAAAAGAACUCUGCAACAUGAUACUUGAUUGCUGUGCCCAACAAAGGACCUAUGAAAAAUUUUUUGGCUUGUUAGCUGGGCGGUUUUGUAUGCUGAAAAAGGAAUACAUGGAAUCAUUUGAAAGUAUAUUCAAGGAACAGUACGACACCAUCCAUCGCUUAGAGACAAACAAAUUGAGAAAUGUUGCUAAAAUGUUUGCUCACCUUUUAUACACAGAUUCACUUCCGUGGAGUGUUCUCGAAUGUAUAAAACUGAGUGAAGAGACCACGACAUCGUCUAGUCGAAUUUUUGUCAAGAUCUUCUUCCAGGAACUGUGUGAAUACAUGGGUCUUCCUAAACUGAAUGCGAGGUUGAAGGAUGAAACUCUCCAGCCAUUCUUUGAAGGUCUGUUACCCAGAGACAACCCACGCAAUACCCGGUUUGCCAUCAACUUCUUCACUUCCAUAGGUCUCGGAGGAUUGACGGAUGAACUGCGAGAACAUCUGAAAAAUACGCCCAAGGUCAUCGUAGCCCAGAAACCAGAAGCUGAACAAAAGAAACCAGCCCUGACAUCUUCAUCUUCAGAGUCUUCCUCGGCGUCUGAUUCCUCUGACUCAGAAUCUGACAGCAGCGAGAGCAGCUCAGAGUCCUCUAGUGAUGCGAGCGACUCCUCCUCCUCCUCCAGCACUCAGAGCUCUACCUCAGGUAUCACGGCUCAUUCAGCUAAAGGUACAAGAAAGAAGAGACAAGGGAAGGCCAGAGGCGAAGAAGUUGAUAAGUUAGCCAGGGGCCACCAGGCACUUGAGCGGAGGCGAGAAGGAGGCAGGGAGGACCAAAGGCACCAGGAAGGGAGGACUGAGAGAGCAAGGUCUGAAAGACGCAGAGCUCAGAACUCACGAGAUGCAGACUGGAGAGAUCCCCUAGCAAAGCACAUAGACGACAGAAGCCAUGAGAAUAGUCACAGCAGAGUUGGCAAUGGCCGAGAACAAGGCUCACACAGAGAGCCAGAAGACAGGCAUGGCGAGCCAAAGAAGCGGAGAGAGAGAAGAGAUUCUUUUUCUGAAAAUGAGAAGCAAAGAAGCCGAAAUCAGGACAGUGAUAAUGUUAGAAGAAAAGAUCGCUCCAAGUCAAGGGAGAGGAGUAGAAGGCAUUCUGGUCACAAGGGAGACGACGCCAGGUGUCAGAACAGUGCAGAGAGGCGCUGGGAAAAGCCUGGCAGACGCCCUGAACAGUCUAGAGAGUCAAAGAGAAGUCAGGACCGGAGGAGAGAAAAGUCUCCAACAACACAGAAAUAAUCCUAAUGACAACUGAACAUGCCUUACACUUAAUUUAGUUCAGUGUCUUUUUUACAUUGAUGAAUUUUAUAGAGAACUCUUGUAUAAAGUACCUGUUUGUAAAUUUUGAAGAUGUUUUCUUUUUGACAUGUUUUAUAAUUGAUAUAUCUCAAGGUUCUUUGUGUAAAAUCAUAAAGAAAAGGGAUUCAACAAAAGGGUAAGUCUUAUGUUUUGUGAAUAAAAGGAACAAAUGUU
Molecule: messenger RNA, 6167 nt
Organism: Mus musculus (house mouse)
Lineage: Eukaryota; Metazoa; Chordata; Mammalia; Rodentia; Muridae
Gene: Cwc22
Product: CWC22 spliceosome-associated protein
Exons: 21
Coding region: 3207-5933 (908 amino acids)
Cellular component (GO): nuclear speck; nucleus
Molecular function (GO): RNA binding
Source: RefSeq, a predicted model, not a curated record